GGAGAGGCGGAAAUCUUGAUGCGCGGUUUUCAGCUGACUGUGCUCACGUCAAAACGGAAGGAUUUGUGUUCUAAAUUUAUGGAAUCUGGGAUACAUUGCUCGCAGUACACAGAUUGUUAAUCUGUCCAUGUCACAUAUGUGAACAUGCCCCGCAGAAAGAGAACCACAGGCAGCAGUUCGGAUGGGACGGAGGACUCUGAUUUCUCUGCCGAUCUCGAGCCGACCGAAACCGUCGGGAAAGCGCAGCGACGUAACAGCACCCGCCUGACUCGAACGUCCCUUCGUCUCAGCCAAAGCACGCAAGAUAACUCCACCAGAGUGCGAAGCAGUUCUCCUGCAGCAGUGGGCCCUGAAGAAGGUUUGGAGGGAGCAGCAGCCUCAGUGUUUUCCUCAGGACGCAGGAUCACGCGCAGCCAGCAGGGGGCGACAAACACAACAGCCAAAAAAUACCCACUGCGUCAGGGCAGGUCAUCCGGGUUAGAUGUGGAGACUAACGCAGGAGUAAAGCAGGUGGCAGACCACGAUGAGACCCCUCCCCGCACGCCAACAGGCAACGCUGCGUCUUCAGAGUCAGACAUGGAGGUUUCCAGCAACGGGAACGACCUUGUGUCUCCCAGCAAUGAUGUCAUAGUUUCUCAAGAAGAGGACGAGAGGUUGGCAAAGGAGCUUUCGCUCAAAGAGGCCGCCGCUCACGACCUUUCCCACCGGCCCAAACGACGGCGCUUUCAUGAGAGCUAUAACUUCAACAUGAAGUGUCCCACACCUGGAUGUAACUCACUGGGUCACCUGACAGGGAGACAUGAGAGACACUUCUCCAUAUCAGGAUGUCCUCUUUACCACAACCUUUCAGCUGAUGAAUGCAAGGGCAAAUCAUCAACUCGUGAGAAACAGGCCGAGGAAAGGACACUGUCUCAUCGUCAAGACGAGAACAGACACUCCACAAGAAACCAGGCCCCAACAGAUUGUCAGCUGCGCUACAAGGAGAAGGUGACUGAGCUGAGGAAGAAGAGGAACUCUGGCCUCAACAAGGAGCAGAAGGAAAUGUACAUGGACCAUCGUCAGAGCCACGGGACCAGCCGUGAGCCCCUGCUGGAGAACAUCACCAGCGACUACGACCUGGACUUGUUCAGGAAAGCGCAGGCACGUGCCUCGGAGGACCUUUCCGCACACCCUCCUCUGCAGCCUCAGGAGGAGUCUGAAAUAUACUUGGAGAAGCUUCGUCUGGAAGGCCAGGUGUCAGAGGGGAGCAACAUGAUAAAGAUCAUCGUGUUCGGUCGCUACGAACUGGACACUUGGUACCACUCGCCAUACCCGGAGGAAUAUGCACGCUUGGGGAGGCUGUACAUGUGCGAAUUCUGCCUCAAGUAUAUGAAGAGCCAGACCAUCCUGCGUAGACACAUGGCCAAGUGUGUUUGGAAGCAUCCUCCAGGCGAUGAAAUCUACAGAAAAAGCAACAUCUCAGUCUUUGAGGUGGACGGCAAGAAGAACAAGAUUUACUGUCAGAACCUGUGUCUGUUGGCCAAACUCUUUCUGGACCACAAGACCUUGUAUUACGAUGUGGAACCUUUCCUCUUCUACGUGAUGACUGAGGCUGACAACACAGGGUGCCACCUGGUGGGGUAUUUCUCCAAGGAGAAAAACUCUUUCCUCAACUACAAUGUGUCCUGCAUCCUCACCAUGCCCCAAUACAUGAGGCAAGGCUAUGGGAAGAUGCUUAUAGACUUCAGUUAUCUAUUGUCAAAGGUGGAAGAGAAAGUGGGCUCACCCGAGCGCCCCUUAUCUGACCUGGGCCUUAUCAGCUAUCGCAGUUACUGGAAGGAGGUGUUGUUACGCUACCUGAACAACUUUCAGGGGAAAGAGAUCUCCAUUAAAGAGAUCAGCCAGGAGACGGCAGUGAACCCCGUGGACAUUGUCAGCACUCUGCAGUCCCUCCAGAUGCUCAAAUACUGGAAGGGCAAACACUUGGUUUUAAAGCGACAGGACCUUAUUGACGACUGGAAAGCCAAGGAGCGUAAACGUGGUUCGGGCAAAACCAUCGACCCCACAGCCUUAAAGUGGACGCCGCCGAAAGGGACGUAGAAGAGCUUCAACACAACACACAUCCUCUUCUGCACACACACACCCACACAAAUAUCCACACUCACACUGUUUUUGUUCACUUCCAGCAGCUUCUUACAGUUUUUGCCACUCGUUCUCGAAUUAGCACAACAUCCUGUCUUUUCUGGCUGGCUGGUUGCUGCAUUCAAUCACUGGCCUUCAUAAAAUGGAUAAAUAUAGAACUAAAACCUGCAGUAAUGUCAGUGCUUUCGUCAACCUGCGCUAAAAUUCCAUUCCCCAAAAUGGAGCAUGUUUGCCAUAAAAGUAACCUGCCUGACCUGACUGAGCUCCGACUGGAAAAAACUUGAAAGUUAUUCAUUGCUCUGAAAGUUAAAAAGAAACAAAAAACUAAAUGAUUGCCUCAUCCAAAAAUUGUCUUUAACUUAAUUUAGUCUUUCAGAAGGCCGCUUCUUUGGGUCGUUAAGAGAAGAAAUGUGAAAGAAUGUGAAGAAGACGUGCUGGAGAUACACCUGUAAUAGCUAAAGCUGCCAUUGGCCUUAUUUGGACUCUUUUACGUCUUUAAGCUGCCUUCAUUUCUUUGUCGUCUGUAUUUAACUUAGUUAGUUUUCCCUGUCUAAUUUCAAUAUUUAAUCAUUUUCUACCUCUUUGGGUUUGCCACUGUAUAAAUGCUCAAAUACACACCAUUUUCUCUUCCUAUUGUGUGAAAAUGUUAACGUGCAGAGCCUUUUUUUUUUUUUUUUUUUUUUAAAUUGCCAUCAAUUCCGGUGUACAAGCCGCACCCACACAAUUUAGAGGAAAAAAACGAUUUGUGCAUAUGAAAGCCGCACCGGACUAUAAGCUGAGCUCGUCCACGUCAUAAAAUGGCGUGCGAAUGAGGAGCACGCAGCUCUUUAUUUGACAGGAGCUGAUCGUGAGCUAUGAAAAAAGUCAUGACGAGCUUGUCAACCCAUUGGAAAUCACUGACUCACGGUGUCCAACUCAUCACACAGCAGCUUAACACUCAAAAGGUAUACCUAAGAAAUAUACAAACAAGUACCAAUAGAGGUUUGGAAUGGGAAAAAACAAGUCCUUUCAAGUUUUCCCAUAAUGCAUUGCGUCUGAGUAAAGCAUUUAAUUGGAGAAAAUGGAUGGAUGGUGCUGCAAUGCUGCCUCUGUCCACCAGAGGGAGGCUGACGUCAUUGCAGCGCCCCGGCAGUCACCAAUGAAUCCUUUGCUCAGACGCAAUGCAUUAUGGGAAAACUUUUUUUUUCAUUUUAAACUCUUAUUGUACCGGACUGUCGUGGUGAAGAGAGAGCUGGCGGGAUUAUGUCUCACAGCUGGCCUGGCAACGCCUUGGUGUCCCCCCGGUGGAGCUGGAGGUGGUGGCCGGGGACCGAGAAGUCGGGGCUCCCCUACUGAGACUGCUGCCCCUGUGACCCGGACCUGGAUAAGCGGAGGAAAAUGGAUGGAUGGAUGGAUGGACUCUUAUUGGUACUUGUUUGUAUAUUUCUUAGGUACACCUUUUGAGUGUUAACUUGCUGUGUGAUGAGUUUAGUUUUCUUUGUAAGAUGACACCGUGAGUUAGACUUUUAUAUUGAGUAGCAUCAGUAGUAGUUCUGAAGUGAAGGAGAUUAGAAGUUAGCCAUAAAUUAGCCGCACCGCUGUAUAGCCCACAGGGUUAAAAAUGUAAGAAAAAAAGUAGCGGCUUAUACACCGGAAAUUACGGUAGAUUUCUUCAAAUAUUUAUUUAUAUAGUUCAAUCAUUUGUAAAGUGUAGAAAAGGUUUGUUAGAAGAUGAUGCUUCCAUGUGAAUAUAAAAACUACUGAAGCGAUAAGUUCUUUACAUUUUAGGCAUUUUAUCCGUAGGUCUCUAAAGUUUAAGUGAAAUGAUGUCAAUGUUACACAAAUUCGAUGUGUCAUGCUUUUUAUAUUUGUUGCUGCAAACACGUUGGGUCUGUAACAAGUGCAUUUUUUGUUUUCUUUGACUGGAAUUGCACAUAUUUUACUGAUGUAGGAAAAAUAUUUGGGACGAAUUUGUGCAAGUUAGGUUGAUAAACACAAUAAUAGGCAAUUAGCAAAUUAGCUCACGUUAUUUUAGCUUAGCUUAGUUUAGCGUGUGACUUGUUGGAGUUUACGGCCCUUUGGGCAAACAACCUUUACAAAAUGGCUCAUCGUUAAAUAACAUACGAAUGAAACAAUAUAUUCCAUUUUACUCGUUUUAGUCUGUUUUCAGUGCUAAUGCUAAGCUAAGCUAACGUUUAGCACUUUCCAUUAACCUUAUUAACGUUCUGUAUGAUGUCUUCGGAUGGUGGUGUAAUGGUACACGUUCUGCCUUUCCUGGCUGAGGGUGCGGGUUCGAUUCCCAGCCAGGGUUGUGUCAGGAAGGGCAUCUGGUGUUAAAAAAAAAAAAAAGUCAAAACCGUUAUUGACUUGUUGUGGCGACCCCUGGUGAUGAAAAGCUAAAUGCUUUUAUUUUCAAAAAUUCCCCAAAGUUCGAUGAGCACAUUCCAUAUGGUAAUGGGGACGGUAUCCAAAGUGCGGUCCAGGGGCCAUUUGUGCCCCACAGGUUAUUUAUUAGACAAGAAAAGUAAAAAAAAAACAAAAGAAUCAGAAAAUAAUGGGAUAACGUUAAAAUGUUGAUGUUAAUAAUAUGCUUUUUCACCUGUAUGUACUGUAUAACGGCUUAGCUUAGCUACAUGGGUUGGUUUUAGACUCUUUUACAAAAUUAAAAAUAUCAAAAUGG
This is a messenger RNA of Dunckerocampus dactyliophorus (ringed pipefish), 4780 nucleotides long. RefSeq names its product histone acetyltransferase KAT7-like. The record is from RefSeq and is a predicted model, not a curated record. The coding region runs from base 145 to 2079 and encodes 644 amino acids. Gene Ontology annotation, molecular function: zinc ion binding; histone acetyltransferase activity. Gene Ontology annotation, biological process: regulation of DNA-templated transcription. The transcript is spliced from 16 exons. Gene Ontology annotation, cellular component: nucleus. Lineage: Eukaryota; Metazoa; Chordata; Actinopteri; Syngnathiformes; Syngnathidae.